This is a messenger RNA of Oncorhynchus masou masou (cherry salmon), 2448 nucleotides long. Its product is annotated as small ribosomal subunit protein uS3. Gene Ontology annotation, molecular function: structural constituent of ribosome; RNA binding. The transcript has 6 exons. Gene Ontology annotation, biological process: translation; positive regulation of apoptotic signaling pathway. The coding region runs from base 36 to 773 and encodes 245 amino acids. Gene Ontology annotation, cellular component: cytosolic small ribosomal subunit; nucleus. The record is from RefSeq and is a predicted model, not a curated record. NCBI's taxonomy places the organism in Eukaryota, Metazoa, Chordata, Actinopteri, Salmoniformes, Salmonidae.
CAGAUCAGUCUUUCCGGUUAACGACACAUCCCAAGAUGGCGGUGCAAAUUUCCAAGAAGAGAAAGUUUGUCGCUGAUGGUAUCUUCAAAGCUGAACUGAACGAGUUCCUCACAAGAGAGCUGGCUGAGGAUGGCUACUCAGGUGUGGAGGUUCGUGUCACCCCAACUAGAACUGAAAUCAUCAUCUUGGCUACCAGGACACAGAACGUGCUUGGUGAGAAGGGGCGUCGUAUACGUGAGCUGACUGCAGUGGUCCAGAAGAGGUUUGGCUUCCCUGAGGGCAGUGUAGAGCUGUAUGCUGAGAAGGUUGCCACUCGUGGUCUUUGCGCCAUUGCCCAGGCAGAGUCUCUGCGCUACAAGCUUCUCGGGGGUCUCGCUGUCCGCAGGGCCUGCUAUGGUGUCCUACGGUUCAUCAUGGAGAGCGGGUCCAAGGGUUGCGAGGUGGUGGUCUCUGGAAAGCUCCGAGGCCAGAGGGCCAAGUCCAUGAAGUUUGUGGAUGGCCUCAUGAUCCACAGUGGAGACCCCGUUAACUACUACGUCGACACCGCUGUCCGCCACGUGCUCCUCCGCCAAGGUGUGCUGGGGAUUAAGGUGAAAAUCAUGCUGCCCUGGGAUCCCAGCGGUAAGAUUGGCCCCAAGAAACCUCUCCCUGACCACGUGAGCAUUGUGGAGCCCAAGGACGAGCAGGUCCCCUCAACGCCCAUCUCUGAGCAGAAGGGAGCCAAGCCGGAGGCCGCUGUCGUCGCACCUGCCACACCCGUCCCAACAGCAUAACCACAAGGGACCCCAAGCCAGCAUCUCACAUUUUCAAUGUAAGACGGGUUUAGUGACGUGUUAAAGGCAGGAUAAGUUACGGCGCUGAUUUGACUUUUCCCCCUGCACACAAACUAUUUCCUACUAUCCCUGUCUGCAUCACACUGCUGGCAGGGACGCUUGGCAUCAUAACACACAUCACCCAUUGACAUACUAAUAUAUAAAUUUAGUUAAAAUUGAAAUCUGCGAUUGCUACAUCAAAUUUUGUGUAUACCCAUUAGGGAUGUCCCAGAACAAAAAAUAAACUAGUUAUCUUGGUUGACAGGGUAGUAUGUUCUUUCAACCCUCUCCUCCUGCUGCUACGCUCCUGAAGUUUCUGGUAAUGGGCUACACCAGGCGUCAGCAAACUUUUCCAUCUGGAGUGCCAAUUUAUCUUACCAUUUCUACUGAUCUGCGUGCCAGUUAGGAUUUAAGGAUCUUUAGUUAGGAUCUUUGAAUCUGUCAUUGUCAUGUGGUUACUCUAAAUUCUAUCAAAAUGAUCUAAGUCUUAAAGUAACUAUUGUCAUUGCCAGCUAUAAAAAUAGCCUACAUAAAGCCGAAAAAUAAACAUUGCAGCCUGAGGGAGGGAAAAAAUCCAGAUUUUUUUUUAAAUCUAAGAAAUCACAUUGGCUACACGUGGCUGUCUGCAACAAACUUGAAACAGUUUCAACUGUGUCUGUCCCUAAGCUAGCGCUAGCCAAUUUAAUUUAAAAUAUUCUGGAUUGUUCUGGAUUAUUAUUGUUUCCUGCGCCAGUGAGCUCGGGACAGACGGCUGUAGGCCUUUUGUGCAAGGGAUAAGAAGUAAUCAGUUAUUUUAUGACAUUUCCAGUGGAUAGGAGCAUUACACUUUAACCUUUCAUGUCAAGUGGUUAUCGAAAGGGAGAGAGAUGGAAUUACUUGUCAAAUACAUUGAGUUACUAUUGUCAUUCUCAGUAGAUUCUAAAAAAAAAUGCUUUAUCUUGCUGUUUUGAGGAACAUUUGAGGAGAAACUCUACAGCUGGUGAGUUAAGACAGUCAGAAGUACUAUCAAAACGGGCCCAAAUGGGCACAUUUAAGCACAGGCCAAGUUGCCUGGACCUACUUCUAUAUGCAUAAUUUGGGGUCUUGUACCAAUUUUUUUACUUGCAACUUCUCGACUAAAGAAAUCUUGUUUGAUCAACAGAUUAUCGACCAGGCAAUAGCCCUCAUCCAUAUGUCUAUGAAUUUGAGGGUGAUUGCGUUUCUCCUGCCCAUCCCUCAGCUGUCUACUGAAACAAUGGUGGGGUACUGUUUUGUUUGAACUGCAGAAUGUCUUUUUAAAGAGUCGUAGAAGGGUUUAAAGCAAGAGUAGGCAACUAGAUUCAGGAGUGAUUUUGUCAGGUGGCUGGAACAUAAUUAAUGAUUUGUACAAUGCACAUUGACCACAACUAAGAUCGUAUUUAAAAAAAAAAAUCAUACCUUGAUUACAUCUGUGUAUUUGUUACAAUUUAGCCUCCCCCAUCUUCCACUGAACUUUCGAUGGCCAGAGGGGCCGCCUGUUGCUGACCCUUAGUUUAAAGGUGGUGAAAUUUCAAUGAAUGUCCCUUUGUUCUUUUCCAGGUCAUCGUGAGUUGAGGAAAUUCUCCAAAUACCUUUUUGUUUUUCAAGAAACAAAUAAAAUAUUUAAAUGUUGUCUUAA